GCAACUGUUCCAGACCGUAUGCACAUACUAGAUCUUGGGUUAUAUAAUUACCAAAUGGAAUUCACUUUAAAGAUUUUAAAAGAAAACUUUGGUGUAGAUAUGACAAGUGAAAUUGACAAGCGAUUAAAAAAAAUACCAAGGUUUAUUGAUAUAAAAUUUUUUAAGAAUGAUUUACAGUCUACAUCAAGAUUUACUGCCACAGAAAAACUCUUUGCAGUUUUAACAGAUGAGAAUCUUUGUUAUGGUCAAAUAUUAUCAUUAUGUGAAAUUGCUUUCACUAGUGAUGAUUUGACAUUACAAUUGGCAUUAGUGAGAUGGUAUGAUUUUAUACCAGAACAACCAUUUCUUUAUGAAUGUCCACAUUUAAAGCUUACAAAUUUAUAUGAUUUUAUUUUUGCAGAAUCAAUAAAUAAUUCUAAAAAAACACAAAAAGAAUUGGAAAAAAUAAAUGGUGAAAUGAAAGGUAAAUUGAAUAUUAGUGAAAAUAAAGAAAAAGAAUUAAACCAAAAAGUGGAAGUUUUAGAAGCAGAGAAUGCUAUUUAUGAGGAUGCAAAUUCCAUAAUUAAAGAAGUUUAUGAAAGAGUAGCAAAAGAAAAUGAACAACUACAAAAUUAA
This is a messenger RNA of Entrophospora candida, 615 nucleotides long. The record is from the annotation of a GenBank genome assembly. Lineage: Eukaryota; Fungi; Glomeromycota; Glomeromycetes; Entrophosporales; Entrophosporaceae.